Aspergillus uvarum CBS 121591 is the source of this 1498-nucleotide messenger RNA. RefSeq lists its product as uncharacterized. The record is from RefSeq and is a predicted model, not a curated record. The transcript has a single exon. Bases 5 to 1288 code for a protein of 427 amino acids. Lineage: Eukaryota; Fungi; Ascomycota; Eurotiomycetes; Eurotiales; Aspergillaceae.
GUCUAUGAAAACCCCCCAGUCUUUCCCCGAUCGAGGCGCUCCCAGUGGGCUGGAAAACCUCAAGGUGCCCCCAGCUCUGCAGAGGAAUGAUUCUCGUGAUACCGAUAUAUUCCAGAUUUUCCCCAUGGACGUUGACAACAAUCCCUUAGUCACGACAUACAGCGCAAAGGACAUAGGGAUUGAGCCUGAAAUUCGACGGAGCUCAUCGAUCUCAAUCCCUGUGUCUACGAAGGAGAAUGAACCAUGUAGUAUCGAAAGCCGAUCCUCUGCGACCAAAUUGAUCUUGAACGAGCCCAUCGUGAGCGCGGUAUAUGACGUCCUUAUUGAACCGACUCGUACAGAAAGUCCCAAUCGCGAGCUCUCUGAGAAGCCCCCAAAGCCCCCAAAGCCGGCUUUCCUGUCUGAAUUCGAAGUGCCUAUUUUCACUGUAUCCGAACAUGUUCAAUCAUCUGUGGCUGAUCCCAGAAUGACACGCCAGAAAAGAAAGUCCCUUGGCACAGAUCCUCAGAUGCUAGCACCGCGGCAGGGUAUAAGGGCUCCUUUGCGUCUAUUCAACCUAUCGAUGGGACGAUAUCAGGGACACGAUUCAAUAAAGCGAAUAAAAAAACCAUGGACAAAUCAGAGCUCCCCAUCCUCGCAUGUCCUUCCGCGUCUAAUACCAUGUCCAGAGACGACAAUACACGCUGUGAAAGAUAGCCCGAAAGUGCCAUUGCCGGCACCAUUUCCGAUUAUCGAUGAGUCGCUCUUCCGCCACAGCCUUGCAUUACCCGACAUCGCAGCAAGUAACGAUAUCCGGCUCCCUGCCUUUGACGGUUAUUGUCAAACCCUGCCACAUGGACGCCGUUCAUUCGGUGACUUUCUGGAGACGUACAUCCGCAAGCCCCUUCAAUCGACCUGGCUACAGACCAAGGAAAACGAGUGUGCUGUUGUUAGCUUGUUAAUUGGGCGGCGAUCUGAGCAGCAUUUGCUAUCCCAAUCCAUGUCUUGCUCGUUCCAUGUGCACGUCACUUGGCCGAUUGCGCAGGCCUAUGCUAAGAGCCGCGACGGUCUAAAAGAUACCUUCGUUUCUCCGUACAUGUCUACGGCACAUCUUUAUAGGGUCGACGUCAUUGUUCCACUUCUAUAUCUGCAAAUUAUGUCAUUACUCAAUGCUGCUUUCCUCCAGCUCAUCGGCUCUGCAGCCCCAUGUGCAGUUAUUGGCGUGCUCCACCUACUUCUGCGUUUCGCUGUAGUAUCACUUACUUUUCUCGUGGAAAAGAUCGGCGUCAAUGUAUUCGUUCAGGGCUGACAGCGUCUCAGAGAUACAGUGGUGUGCAAGAGCGGCAUUUGGCUGAUUGACUGAGUCAAGCACAAAAGUUUGAUUACAGCGAGAGUCUCAGUGAAAAAGGCAAUGACAAGGAGAGCUAGGGUUUUAUUCUUAUCUUGCUAUGAGAUUGUUACAUAGUUGUCUCAUGGCUAUUGAACCUAUGACCAUCAGAGAUCGAGACAGGGGUGCUGA